Messenger RNA from Paramuricea clavata, 330 nucleotides. The record is from the annotation of a GenBank genome assembly. NCBI's taxonomy places the organism in Eukaryota, Metazoa, Cnidaria, Anthozoa, Malacalcyonacea, Plexauridae.
AUGAUCGAUGACAGUGUCACACCAGUGGUCCAGAAACAGAGACGGAUACCAGUCAAUCUCUCAGACCGGGCAGAAAGCAAGAUCCAAGACCUCCUGGACCAAGACAUCAUAGAACGAGUUCCAGAUAACCAGCCACGCAGUUGGGUCAGCCCUCCGGUAAUUGCUCCCAAACCUGAUUCCAACGACAUUCGUUUCUGCAUCGAUAUGCGCAUGGCCAACAAAGCCAUACAACGCCCGUAUACGCAGAUAGCAACAAUGGCUGAUGUUGUAAACAAAUUUCAAGGAGCAGAACGCUUCACUAAACUGGACCUCAAAGAAGCAUACCACUAG